UUUCUCUCUCUAUAUAUUCUUUGAAAUUAGGGUUUCUAGUGUUCUUUAACCAUUCUCGUCGGCGAGCUGCAGCUUUCUCAUCUCCUCAACAAUGGUGGCCGCCAAGAAGACCAAGAAGACCCAUGAGAGCAUCAACAACAGGCUCGCUCUCGUCAUGAAGAGUGGGAAAUAUACAUUGGGAUACAAAACCGUCCUGAAGACCUUGAGGAACUCUAAAGGUAAGCUGAUUAUCAUUGCCAACAACUGCCCUCCACUCCGAAAGUCCGAGAUCGAGUAUUAUGCGAUGUUGGCAAAGGUUGGAGUUCACCAUUACAAUGGAAGCAAUGUAGACCUUGGGACUGCUUGUGGCAAAUACUACAGAGUAUGCUGCCUCAGCAUUAUCGAUCCAGGUGAUUCGGAUAUCAUCAAGAGCAUUCCUGGAGAAA
Momordica charantia (bitter melon) is the source of this 425-nucleotide messenger RNA. Its product is annotated as large ribosomal subunit protein eL30. Gene Ontology annotation, molecular function: RNA binding; structural constituent of ribosome. Gene Ontology annotation, cellular component: cytosolic large ribosomal subunit. NCBI's taxonomy places the organism in Eukaryota, Viridiplantae, Streptophyta, Magnoliopsida, Cucurbitales, Cucurbitaceae. The record is from RefSeq and is a predicted model, not a curated record.